Molecule: messenger RNA, 306 nt
Organism: Eremothecium sinecaudum
Lineage: Eukaryota; Fungi; Ascomycota; Saccharomycetes; Saccharomycetales; Saccharomycetaceae
Gene: TIM13
Product: protein translocase subunit TIM13
Exons: 1
Coding region: 1-306 (101 amino acids)
Source: RefSeq, a predicted model, not a curated record
AUGGCUUUAUCAUCUAUAUUCGGGGGUGGUUCGCCUUCGCAACAACCAACAAUUCCUCAGACUGAUCCAAGCAAUAUAAAAGAUAAACUAAAAACCCAAAUUUCGCAUGAAUUAGCAGUUGCUAAUCUUACUGAAUUAGUUAAUGCGGUUACUGAAAAUUGUUUCAAAAAUUGUCAAAAGGCUCCAUUCAACUCCCAGGAUAACGGCUGUGUUGACAAAUGUUUGGUCAAAUACAUGAGAUGCUGGAAUAUUAUUUCUCAGUCUUACGUUGAAAGAAUUCAACAGACAUCUUCAAGCGGUAUUUAA